ACAACCGUAGAAACAUAAACGCGAGUAGUAUUGCAUUAAGGAAGCUUCGUGCAAUACAGAACAUCCUCAACCGUGAACAAGCAUUCUACUUAUUGCUGUUUUGUCUCUUCGUCUGCUGAGAAUAAGUGUUGUAAAAUUGAGAGAGAUCUGGCUGAUGGGGAAUAUGGAAAUGAGAGUCAUAAAAAGGCUCUUUUUUCUGCUGGCUGUCGUGUCUUUAGGAGAAGCAGAUGUAUACCCUAUUUAUCCCAAGAAUGAACAAUCCCAGAUUUCCUCAGUAGUUGAACAAGACAUCCAGAGAAUUGGCAGGAAAUUUCAAGCAGCUGUAAAGACUACUGUAUUUAAAGUGGAAGGCAAUGUUUUUCCAGAUGGGAUUUACUACAUGAUUGCAUAUAUUGGUAGUCCCCCCAAGGAAUAUUAUUUAGAUAUAGACACUGGCAGUGACUUAACAUGGCUUCAGUGUGAUGCCCCCUGCCGAAGUUGUGGCAAGACACCCCAUCAAUGGUACAAACCACGAUCACGCUCAGGGGUAUCAUGCACGCAUCCUCUGUGUGAACCUGUGCAGAAAGCGAGUCAUAAAAAAUAUGAAUGUAAGAGUUCUUCGGAGCAGUGUGAUUAUGAUAUUAGAUAUGCUGAUAAAGGGUCCUCGUUGGGAAUUCUUAUUAGGGACAGCUUCACGGUAAGACUCACCAAUGGCACCAUCGUCAGGACUGAUUCUGUAUUUGGGUGUGGAUAUCACCAAUAUGGGUCUUUGGAAGGGAAGCAAGCUACAGAUGGUGUUUUGGGUCUGAGCAGUGGAAUAGCAAGCCUUCCAUCUCAAUGGGAAAAGCAAGGCCUCAUCAAGAAUGUCAUAGGUCUCUGUAUUGCUGGAGGAGGGAAAAGGGGGGGAUAUAUGUUCUUUGGUGAUGAUCAUGUUCCUACCUCGUCCAUGACCUGGGUUCCUCUGCUUCGCGGGCCAAAAUUGAGAUACUACCAUGUGGGACCUGCACAAAUGAUCUAUGGCGGAAAACCUCUUGCAAAGGACGGUGAUGAAAAAAGUCUAGGAGGCAUAAUAUUCGACAGUGGCAGCACAUAUACAUACUUCACAAAAAAAGCUUAUGGCGCUCUUGUCUCUGCAAUCAAAGAAAGCUUAGGAGAUCAAUUGGUACAAGAUUCAUCAGAUAUAACCCUGCCAGUCUGUUGGCGAGGGGAAAAGCGAUUCAGAUCCAUUGCAGAUGUAACAUUAUACUUCAAACCAUUAACAUUCAACUUCGAAGAAGCAAAUCUCGAAAUCACUCCUGAGGGCUAUUUGAUAAUCAAUACUAAAGGCAAUGUCUGUUUAGGGAUACUUGAUGGCACCGAUAUUAGUCCCUACAAUGUCAUUGGAGACAUAUCUUUGCAGGGUUAUCUUGUGGUUCAUGACAAUGUCAACCACCAGAUUGGCUGGACUCGCAGGGCUUGCAUGAAGUUUUCCAAGUCUGGCCGGCUGCAGGCUUUAGAAGAUCCCCAACAAUUACCGGCUCAAGAUCUUGGGAGUGGCGUUUGCCCUCGCACAUACUACUUUGUUCCAGACACCUGGCAAAGGGCACAAAUAAUUGCCAGUGAUGAACAAGAGCUUUAACUAGUGUAAAGAAUGCAACUGAAACAACCAAAUAGAUGGGACAUUUAAGGAAACCCAAGAGCCUAUAGAAAGCAAGUUAUAGACAUUUGAGACUGCCUCGAAUGUAAAGAGUUUUAUUCGUAGUGGAUGCUGAUUGAAUCUAUGGAUCUUUAUACAUCAAAUGUGGCCAUUGUUAACCCUGUGGAUUUGGUUGGUUGUAACAGGUCAGGCCGCCGGGUGCAGGCUUUAGAAGAUCCCCAACAAUUACCGGCUCAAGAUCUUGGGAAUGGUGUUUGCCCUUACACUUUCUACUUUGUACACCUGGCAAAGGGCACAAAUAAUUGCCAUUGUGGUCAACUAUACUGAAUGGCAGCAGCAGGAGAAUGGAACUAUUUCAUAAUAGUCCAUAAUUUCUUGCUGAGCUUCCUUAUUAGCUGGUUAUUUUUUAUGAUCUAUAUAUGUUUGAAAGCCUUGACUAAGAUAAAGUUUAUUCUCCUUCAUGAAGCUGCAAAAACUGAUGUUUGAUCGCAUCUAAGUGUCUGCUGUAUCUACCACCAUCUCCUUGACCAAUAUUCAGCUGUGAACAUGGAGGGUUGAAGCUAAUAAUUUCUAUAAAUGACUUUUUGAGUUA
Molecule: messenger RNA, 2207 nt
Organism: Cryptomeria japonica (Japanese cedar)
Lineage: Eukaryota; Viridiplantae; Streptophyta; Pinopsida; Cupressales; Cupressaceae
Product: aspartyl protease APCB1
Exons: 10
Coding region: 155-1597 (480 amino acids)
Biological process (GO): proteolysis
Molecular function (GO): aspartic-type endopeptidase activity
Source: RefSeq, a predicted model, not a curated record